Messenger RNA from Apis mellifera (honey bee), 1441 nucleotides. RefSeq lists its product as uncharacterized. The coding region runs from base 640 to 1362 and encodes 240 amino acids. Lineage: Eukaryota; Metazoa; Arthropoda; Insecta; Hymenoptera; Apidae. The record is from RefSeq and is a predicted model, not a curated record. The transcript is spliced from 2 exons.
AAAUAACAUUUAUUUGUUGAACAUGUAUAUUUUUUUCAAUGAACAUUAAUACUUUACAAUUAAAAUCAAUAUAUACACAAAACUUUAUUAUCUUUGUUUACCUCACGCAAUGGUCACUAGCCAUCGUCAGUCGAUUUCAGGAAAAAAAGGUACGUAAAGUUAGAGUGUGUGAGUGAGUGUGCCAAGCUCGGGUGACGGAGGCGUCCCGGGACGCUUUCCCUAGUGUAGGCAUUUGCGCCCGAGCGUUAUGCGUGAGAAUCGUGGAAUGAGUGUGUUGGUACGCCUGCUUUGCCAUGUUUUUAAAUAUAGGGUCAGGUAGGAUAGGUAGUAUACUUCUGGUAUGCCUGUUAGCUAUAAGCAGGUAGGACCGGAUAGAUUGUCACAGUCUCUGAUCUGAGGUAGGCGCGUUUUCGCAAUUAGGGAAUCUCGAGCUUAGUUUUAAGUUUCAGCGGGCAUUGCGCUCGAAGAAAGAAGACCGAAGAGGCCCGACAAACUGUCGCGAAGAGGGCUGCAACGAAUGGCUUCUCAUCUUUUGGAUCUUUUAUAGAUGCAAAGAAUGGGAUGUCAUUGUUGCUACUUUGUCACUGUGCUCGUUUCAAUAAUAAGUAGUAAUUUGUUGUUGUGUUGUCUGGCCAAUGCAUGCUGGCCCAAUCAUCAUGGAGAAAUUAUAAAUUAUUUUUCAUUUUCAUAACGAAAAAGUGCGAUAUAAAAAAUGUUUCCGAGGAGUAUCAGAAAAUAUGCGACGAUAUAACGGAACGGGCGGAAAACCUUUUGGAAAAUAUUCAGACAACGUCGAAGACUAUGAUAGAUCAAUUGGCGCGGGACAUGGAAUCGACAAAGAGCAAAGAGCAGGUGAUGUUGCAAGGGCUGUUGCAUGAUAUAAAAAAAACUCUUCAAAAAUUACUAGCCCUUGAUCCAAUGUUCGGUUCCCAUAAAAGGAAAUCUGCCAUGUAUUUGAGCAACGACGUCCAUCAAGCAUUCAACGACGUGGAACAGAACUCGAUUCCUCAAAUAAAUAGGAUGAUAGAGAUCGUCGAUAAGCUAGAGCGCGACGUGUUGGCCUGUAUCGACCGAGCCAAGACACUGAUAUUCUCGUGUAAAAAGUGCAAAACCACCGAGUCGUUGGCGAAAUGCAUCGACGAGAAUGCGAAAUACGCGACCAAGAUAUUGGACAAAGCGUCGCAGAACGCGCAAAACAGUUUGAACGAAAUGGAAUCGUUGAAACGCGAAACUUUGGAUUAUCACAAAGCGACUCUGCAGUGUAUCUCGCGAAGGUGUCGGAAGAACAGCGAAAAAUUUUUGACCCAUUUGAACAAUUGCGUUUUGAGCGUUAGAAACGGGAAGAAAGGAGGAUCGCGUUAAUUUUUAACAAAACAGGAAUAUAUAUAUAUAUAGAGAGAGAGAAAGAGAGUGGCGUGAGUAAAUUGUCGUUUCGUUUGUU